UUAAGUGGUAGUUGUAUUAAAACAAACUCUUGCGAAUGAAGUGCAAAAAUGGAUGGUCUUACCCUUGCGAUAUGGAAUGUACCUAGCCCAUUCUGCAGCUCUGCAAUGCAACUUUUUACGGCGUUCUGGCUUGGCAAUAUUAUGCAGAUUUUGCACUUCUGCAGCGCUGCUCCCGAAAGCCAGCGGUCCCCACAUCGUGCCCAGAACACUGGAGUUAACGACGAUUAUAUAUUGGUGACGCCUGUUGAAAUUGGCCCUGACGGGGGUCAUCUGCCCAAGAGCCGACACAAAAGAUCAGCGCCUUCGGGGUCCCUGCACUACAAACUGUCCCUCCCGGGACAAGAUUUAAUCCUGGAUUUGAGCCGCUCCAGUCUGUUGGCGAGAGGUUUCACGGUGUACACGCUGGGCCUGGAUGGGGUCACAGAGAGACCCAUGCCCGCCUCCCAGGCGAACUGCUUCUAUCAGGGGUCCGUCAGAGACCACGGUUCUUCUUCGGUGGCCGUGUCCACGUGUGGGGGCUUGUCAGGUUUAAUACGGAGCCAAGAAAAUGAAUACCUUAUAAUUCCAUUGCCUCAUCACCUGGCACCGAGACACAACUACACCUCAGCUGCUGGGCAGCGACCUCAUGCCCUCUACAAGCGAUCAGUGGAGCAGAGACUACAGCAGCAACUGGUGGGUAGAGAACCAGAUCACCAGCAUCACUAUCUCCAUUCUUCCCGCUACCAACAGCACAAGUACCAGCAGCGAGCGAGAGACGAAAAGCAACACUACUGUGGGCGGCGAAAGAAAUACAUGCCUCAUCCUCCAGCAGAGGGUAUCCACAUCCUGCCCGAUGAAUACAGCCCCAGGGGCAGGUUAAAGCGCACUGCCCUUAAUUCACCGAAGAACCAGGGGCUGACCGUCGAGACUCUGGUGGUUGCGGACAAAAAAAUGCUAGAGAAGCAUGGCCAGGAGAACAUCACCACCUACAUCCUGACUGUCAUGAACAUGGUGUCCAGUCUUUUCAAAGAUGGGACGAUCGGAAGUGACAUAAAGAUUAUGGUUGUGAGCUUACUGCUCUUGGAAAAGGAUCCACCCGGUUUGGUGAUCAGCCAUCACGCAGACCAGUCGCUGAACAGCUUCUGCCAGUGGCAGUCGAGGUUGAUGGGCAAGGACGGCAGGCGGCAUGACCACGCCAUGCUGCUCACCGGAUUGGACAUCUGCUCCUGGAAGAAUGAGCCUUGUGACACCUUGGGCUUUGCUCCGAUCAGUGGGAUGUGCAGCAAGUAUCGAAGCUGCACCAUCAACGAGGACACAGGAUUAGGCCUAGCUUUUACCAUCGCUCAUGAAUCCGGACAUAACUUUGGCAUGAUUCACGAUGGAGAAGGGAAUCCAUGUCGGAAAACCGAGGGGAAUAUCAUGUCUCCCACCCUGGCUGGGAACAAUGGGAUCUUCUCAUGGUCUGUGUGCAGCAGGCAGUAUCUCAGCAGAUUCCUCAGUACAGCUCAGGCUUCUUGCCUGGUCGAUGAACCGAAGCAGCUCUAUGAGUACCAAUACCCCAGCCUGCUGCCAGGCCAGCUCUACGAUGCAGACACGCAGUGCAAGUGGCAGUUUGGAUCAAAGGCGAAGUUGUGUUCCCUCGACUUUGUGAAGGAUAUUUGCAAAGCUCUUUGGUGUCAUAGGAGUGGCCACAGAUGUGAAACUAAGUUUAUGCCAGCUGCAGAGGGAACAAUGUGUGGACUUAAUAAGUGGUGUCGGCGAGGUCAGUGCCUGAAACUGGGUGACAACGGGCCCAAGCCCAUCAACGGUCAGUGGUCCGGCUGGUCAGAGUGGUCGGAGUGCUCCCGGACCUGCGGCGGUGGAGUAUCCUACCGGGAGAGACACUGCAACAAUCCAAAGCCUCAGUACGGUGGCAAGUUCUGCCUAGGAUCCACCCGGACCUAUCAGAUGUGCAACAUCCAGGCCUGCCAAGGCAACGGCGUUGAUUUUCGAGCUCAGCAGUGUGCCGAGUACAACAGCAAACCCUUCAGGGGGUGGUAUUACAAGUGGAAGCCCUACACAAAGGUUGAUGAUGAAGAUGUUUGCAAGCUGUAUUGCAUUGCUGAGGAUUUUGAUUUUUUCUUCGCCAUGUCCAACAAAGUGAAGGAUGGUACCCUUUGUGUUGAGAACAGAUUUGAUGUCUGCGUUGACGGCAUGUGUGAGGCAGUGGGGUGUGACCGAGUUCUGGGGUCAAAGGCCACCAUGGAUGCUUGCGGAGUGUGCAACGGAGAUAAUUCAACUUGCAAAUUCUUUCAAGGGCAAUACCUUCAGCAGCACCGGGCAAACGAGUACUAUGCUGUUGUUACCGUUCCUGCCGGGGCUCGCAACAUCCACGUGCGCGAGCUGGAGAUCUCCACUAGUUACCUGGCCGUGCGCAACCUGACGGGCAAGUACCACCUGACUGGAGAUUGGACCGUUGACUGGCCAGGGAAGUUCGUCUUCGCAGGAGCCGAGUUCAGCUACCAGCGUUCUUUUGACAAACCCGAGAGCCUGUUUUCAGCCGGACCGACUAAUGAGUCGCUCGUCUUUGAAAUCCUGUUACAAGGCAAGAAUCCAGGUAUUGUGUGGGAGUACACUUUACCCAAGUCUGCUAAUGAAAGCAAGGCCAGUGUGCCGAGGCACAACUACACCUGGGUGGUCGUGAGAUCAAGUUGCUCUGCAUCAUGUGCUGGAGGAAAAAUGGUGACCAUGGCCUAUUGUCUGCAGGACCACCUCAUUCAGGUCAACACCAGCUUGUGCACAGCACACACAAAGCCUGUGACAGGAACGGUAACCUGUAACACUCAGCCAUGCCCUGCAAGCUGGUCUACGGGCAAGUGGGAUGAGUGCAGCAGGUCCUGCGGGGGAGGGGAGCAGACCCGCCAGCUCCAGUGCUUCCGCAAGGUGGCCUUCCAACACGACCAGGCCGUGCCUCACUCCAUGUGCCCCAUGGUAACACCCCCUCAAGUACAGCCCUGCAACGUCCACGAUUGCCCUCCUGAAUGGAGCACAGGACCAUGGACCCAGUGUUCCAAAACCUGUGGCCGGGGAUUGAGAAAGCGCAACGUCUACUGCAGAAGCACAAACCCAACGUCGAAACCGCACACCGUCCCGGACAGCCUGUGUAGCCAGGAAACAAAGCCGAAGAAUCAGGAGAUGUGCGUGCUGCGGAGGUGCCCGAAGAAUGACCGACUGAGGUGGAUCACAUCAGCCUGGGCGGAGUGCUCGGUGUCCUGCGGUCCCGGCAUACAAAAGCGGGAGCUGAAGUGCAGCGAGAAAAGUCUGUCGGGAAAGUACGUCCCAUUCCCUCAGAGGAGAUGUCGACACCUGCCCAAGGCAAAAGUCGAUCUUGAGCGAGCGUGUAACCUGGGUGUCUGCCCCAAUCCUUCCAUGAACCAAAUUCUUAAUAACGCCGCACCGGCAUGGUACGCGUCGCCAUGGCAACAGUGUACGGUAACGUGUGGGGGUGGAGUCCAGAUCCGAACCAUGCAUUGCCUGCGGCAGGGGAGACCCUCGGUGGGAUGCCUCAUCCACCAGAAACCAGCCGUGUCGAGAGCUUGUAAUACAGUCUUCUGUCCAUCAUCCAGGAAAGAUCUCAACUGUGUUGACUACUUUAGCUGGUGUCACCUGGUGCCACAACAUGGUGUCUGUGGCCACAAGUUCUACGGCAAGCAAUGCUGCAAGUCCUGCAACAGAACCAAUCGAUAGCGAUCAGCAUCAUAGCUGCUGUGCUCACCUGGACCUCCUCUCUUAAACACCCCACUCCUUUCCCCACGGCUCUUCCCAACAAGAUUAUUUAUUGGCUGCGGUCAAGAAGGAUUGACUUAGUCCAACAAAAGGGCGGAUGCCUAAAUCAGCGCCCCUUGUGGUCCUUUAUUGAGGUGGUUGAGGGACAGGUUUGGACAAAGGUCAGUAGGCUGUUACGUCACCCUUACCAAUGAUUGAUGGGCUGUUGGAAUCCAGCAGGACUUGAAGGACUAAUAAUGAAGAUGAGAUGAUCCGUUGGUGCUAUACAGACUUUGAAACUUUAAAGUAUUUGCCAGCAAAUCCAACUCUUGUUGAUGGUAUUUUAUCCAGCUGGAUAAAUAGAAUAUUCAUCAGUGUGGAAAAUCAGACAAUUACCUAGGUAUAAAAAAUAUAUAUAUACAUAAAAUGUGCAUUUUUGUAAGAAAUAUUAACAGUUUGUGUGAUUGUUUUCAUAUGGGUUUGCGUGUGUUUGUGAGUGAGUGUGUGCAUGAGUGUGUGUGUGAAUAUUCUAUAUAAAACGAGCCUGUGGACUGCGAUUGCUUUGUGAGAGAACAAGGUUAAUGCACUUACUGAUGGAUGGGGAAUGACUGUCUUCAGAAGAAUGUCGAGCGCGACAUUAAGAAUGUGGUGCUAAUUUCCAGCCUAACAGCCUGUCCCAAGCUGAGCUACCGGCCUUUCUUUUAAUGUAGGAAUAAUGUAAGCUUCAUACACCAAACUGCCUGUUGGAUAUUCAGUAUGUGUGUGUUUGCAUGUGAGAAAUAUCAUUAUAUCUUUACAAUGGAAAAUCUUCCUUAAUACUUCCAUAAACCAAUGUAAAAAGUUCUGAAAAGCACGGAGUAUUCACAAAGUCCAUGAUGGUCCUGAUCUAAAUUGAAGCUAAUCCAGUCUACACACACAUGGUCUACAGUACUGUCAAUGAGGAGUGGAAAAGAAGUUCGUAAAUCUGGCGAUAACAAGGAAUGUUGGGAAUGUCAAGGGUGCAAUACUUAAAAAUUACUACAGUACUGUGCAAAAUCUUAGGCGCUCUAGUAAUACAUAAGUGCCAAAAACUUUUGCACAGUACUGUUUCUAUAUAAAGUUGCUGAGAGAAAGGCAUGUAUUUUAAAGGAAAUGUUUAUCAGAAAGAUCCAGUGAUUCUAAGAGAAGGACUUAAACUAUCCUGUGUGUUUACUAAUUCCAUGAUUGUCCCCUGUGGCAACUGGUGAGUGAUACUGGAAACUACAAUGUCAUUAGGUAGGUAAUCACACAGCGUGGAAGGAAACCAUUCGCCUGUCAAGGCUGUGAUUGAUCUCUGCAAGAGCUUAUCUCAGACCUGGCUGCUGUACCCUCUACAUGAUGUAGAUAAAAACCAGGCAGUGUGAGACUCUAAUUCAUCCGAUGAAGUCUUCACAACAUCGCUCCCGAAAGCCCAAUCUUACUCCCACCACAAUCCUUACAGGGAAAUAAACAGUACCAGCACAUGGAUACAAACAGUGUGCAAGGGAGAUGGAAGCAAUGUUAUGGACUCUCUUUCUUGUCCAUCCUGGAUCAUAGUAAGGUGUACUCCAGGACAACAGUCAGAGGAUCUACUAGCACCGGUGAAUUGAGGUCAUACUUGCCAAAGACUCCUGUAAGUGUGAAAUGCACAAUGUAGGCAUCCAUGUGCAUUAAUUUGCUUCCUUUGGAAUUCAGCAAAACAAAGGGCAAAUUUCCACCAGCCUGGCCACUGACAGUGUUAUUGGGCUACACCAGUUUUUCACCAAGGUGUACAUACACAUAUUUAUCCACCAGAAUACCAACCUAUACCUUCAUUCUGCCUCACUCUCAUUGUACUCCGUGUACUCCAUAGGAAUGUCAACUCUGCCUGGAAACUUUGUUUUGGAGGUUCCAUCACAUGAUACAACUAGGCCAUCAACCCCCUACAGGAUUUAUGCUGCCAACCUCCUCUGUUCGCCAUCAAGGCAAACUGCCUUUACUCAACAAAUCUGGAAAGCAAGCAGAUUGUUUGUUAAAUAAUAGGUUCUUUACCCCAUCUCCUUUGUUGUUCCAACAAAAAUGUUGACAAAGUUAAAAUAAUGCACACUCUUGCUGAACACCUUCCAUGUUUUGCUAGUAGAAAUUGGUUAUAAAGCUUCUGAAGGCUGCUGGGCCAUAAGAUAUAGGAGCAGAAUUGGGCCAUUCAUCAUGAUCUAUUUUCUCAACCCAAAUCUGAUGCUUUCUAUCAAUAUCCUUUCAUUCCCUGACUUAGCAAGAACCUAUCAACCUUUGCCUUAAAUAUGCCCAAUGACUUGGGCCUGUGGCAACAAGUUGCACAGAUUCACCACUCAGUGCUGAUCUCUUCUAAAAGGACAUCCCUCUGUGCUGAGACUCCUAGGUGGAUUUUGAAUGGCAAUUUGUUGAACAACAUAUCAAAGUACCAGUGGAUAGUUUUUUCUCUUGUGAAAUUAGUCAGUGCUUGCAGAAGUAAUUUCACUUUGUGUUGCAAUAAAUUUUCAAGAAGAUUCUGCACUGUCUCAGAUACUUCCCAUCAGAUUUUCAAGUUCAAAUUUAUUGUCGUUCAAUCAUACACAUGUAUACAGCUAAACAAAACAUCAUUCUUCAGGGGCCAGUGUGCAAAACACAAUGCAUACAGUCACAUACAGCUCAUAUAGUACAAUCCAGCUCAUAGGCAACUGCAGAGCACCCUGGACCGUUGUGGAAGGAGAUAUGUAAAUACAUCCAUAUAAAUCUUCAGCAUUUUCUUUCCCUUUCUUACCUGAGCUGAGCAAUGCAGCCCAGAAAUGGGGGUUUUGUAUCAAUGUGAUUAUCCCAAUCAAGAUGCCCAUUUAGGCUAAUCCCAUUUAUCAGCAUUUGGCCCACAUUCUCUCUAAAGGUUUGCAUGUUCCUGCUUCAGCGAUUUUCUCUGGCAAUGCAUUGCAUAUAAGCACUUCCCUCUGCUUGAAGAAUUUGCUUUGGGUUUGUUUUAUAUCUUUCCCUUCUCACGUUAAAUUUAUGCCCUAUAGUUUUUGUUUCCCUUUCCCUGGGGGAAAAAAGACCGUGUGCAUUCACUCUAUAGUGCCCUUCGUGAUUUUAAACACCUUUGUAAGAUCGCCCCUUAGCCUGCUACGCUCCAGGGAAUAAAGUACCAGCCUGCCCAACCUCUUCCUAUAACCCAAGCACUCGAGAUCUGGCAAAGCUCUCGCAAGUCUUCCUUGCACUGUUUCUGCUUAAACAUGUGUUUCUCGAUAAUAGGGUAACCAGAAUGGUACACAAUACCUGUGUAGGUUUUGCUUGCUUUAAAUCCAAAAAUGUUUUUGAUUCAAACUCUCAUGAAGAUAUUGAGUUUUACUUUCUCCCUAUACCCUUUUUGUAGAAGUACCUCCUGAAUUUUAGUUGCUGCUGAAGGGUCCCAGCCCAAAUUGCCGAGUGUUCAUUAAUUUCCAUCGAUGUUCCUGACCUGCUGAGUUCCUCCAGGUUUUUCUGUGUGUAGCUCUGGAUUUCCAGCACCUGCAGAAUCUCUUGUUCCUCCUGAAUUAGAUUCCUCCUUUAGAUUUAUUAGUGAUUAACACCUUGCCAUUUGACCAAGAUAUUGCUGUUCUGAUCUUGGCUUUGCUCCAUGUCCUGUCAAAUCCCCCUUAACCCUUGAUACCCCCUUAAUCCUAAAAUCUAUUUCAAUCCUGAAUUUUCCUUACAUUGUUGUGCCCCCGGUGUUGUCUGCAAAUCGAGCCGUCUCUAGUAGUGGUAUGAUCACUAGUUGAUUAUGAUGUUUUCUAAGAGAUUGCCUAUUGGUGGGUCUUCAGGUGAAUGUAGAUACCGGAUCUACGUAUUCUGAUCCAGUGGGGGCAAGAGUAAGUGGUCGCUGUGAUUAGUGGCUGGGUUUUUUUCUUGUUUAGUCUCUCCUUUCAUAGCUGCCUCUUGAUCUCUGUAGCACGGGGUUCGUCACUCCCAUGCAGCAUAGAAUUCUUCCAGCUGUUUAUAUUGACUGCAGUAUCUUCCCAGUUUUUAGAUGUAAUGUUGAAUUUCUUCAGGCUGAUUUUGACAUUUGAGGCUUUUUCUUUGCUCACCAGAAGCUCGUUUGUGUUCCUUUAACUAAGAGUAAAAGAUUUGUUUAUAAAAGGGAUAGAUAAGAUAGAGGUAGGAAAGUUGUUUCCACUGGUAGGUGAGACUAGAACUAGAGGACAUAGACCCAAGAUUUUGGGGGAGUAAGUCUGAGACGGUGAUGAGGAGGAACCACUUUCCCAGAGGGUGGUGAAUAUGUGAAAUUCUCUGCCCAAUGAAUCAGUGGAGGCUUCCUUAGUAAAUAUAUUUAAGACGAGGUUGUAUAGAUAUUUGCACAGUAGGGGAAUUAUGUGUUAUGGGGAAAAGGCAGGUAGGCGGACAUGAGUCCAUAGCCAGAUCAGCCAUGAUCUUAUUGAAUUGCGGAGUUGGCUGGAUGGGCCAGAUGGCCUACUCUUGCUCCUAUUUCUUAGGUUCUUGCGUUUGGAAAGACAUCGCUAGUGCUAUCAUGGUCACACCAGUCAUAACUUUUAACUUCAGUCUUUUCUGGAGAAUGGCAGACCUUUCUUCACACAAGUCAAGAUAAAGCUGGCUGUCGGAUGGCAUUGCAGUAUUAAGAUAAUGAAGACAAAUUAGGAGCCCAGUGAGUGUUCAACGACUGGACUAAGAAAAACUAAGCGCCUAGUUGCCAAAUGCUGAGUAGAGUCUCCAUCACUACAGCCCACACAAGAGAUGUUGAAUUAAGCACAAGACUAGCUAGGGGAAUGAAUGGGAUGGGUGGUGAGAUUUUGGUGAAAUUAGCUGAAUUUGAUGUUUCUGUCUGUCUGUAGCUCAACCAGCUACUGUAGGUGAGAGGAAGGAGAGGCAGUAUGGAGUUACCAGGCAUGUGAGAGACAAGUGCUUUCAAGGAAUAUGUGGAGGAAUGCAAUGCUAAGAGUUCUCUAAGUGGUAGUAUAAAUUCGACAGGCUGAACAGCCUCCUAUGCUGUGAAAAAAACCUGGAGUGGUAUGUCUUAGUGAAGGGAAGGGAAAAGAGCAAGUGGGGUCCCAGCCUAAUUCUAUAUUUUUUUAUUAGGGAAACAGAGUGAAUUAUGAGAUUGGAAUUCUGUCAUGCACCUUUGUUGCCCAAAACCUAACUUAAGGGGAGUGAAAAUCCUGAUUUAUUAGAAAACUGAUUAGAAUUUUGGAGAGGCUGGAAGAUAACUAUUUUAAGCCCUCUUUGAAAAAGCAAGAUUGAGGGAAAAAUACUCGUACUUUAAUUCUUCUUGCCAUUUAUUUCUGAAGUUGAUUCAUAUAUUAUGUAUCUGAUGGUUUGCUUUCGAGGCCUUUUUAAACUAAAUAUUAUAUUGCUUGUACAUUUUUUAAUUUAUUAUCAAAUUCAUGUAGUGGGUCUCCCCAUGUACCAGCCAAGCAGGAACGUGAAAAUAUUGUGAUGGUUGCAAUGUGUUAUUGAA
This is a messenger RNA of Hypanus sabinus (Atlantic stingray), 9151 nucleotides long. RefSeq names its product ADAM metallopeptidase with thrombospondin type 1 motif, 18 (gene adamts18). The record is from RefSeq and is a predicted model, not a curated record. Gene Ontology annotation, cellular component: extracellular matrix. NCBI's taxonomy places the organism in Eukaryota, Metazoa, Chordata, Chondrichthyes, Myliobatiformes, Dasyatidae. The transcript is spliced from 23 exons. Gene Ontology annotation, molecular function: metalloendopeptidase activity. Bases 49 to 3705 code for a protein of 1218 amino acids. Gene Ontology annotation, biological process: extracellular matrix organization; proteolysis.